UCCUUCCUUCCAACUCCUUUCAAAACCAUAAAACCAUUCAGGAACAAACAAAUAAUUCCAACACUUUCGACAUAAUCCAUCAACAACCCGAACUUCAACCACUUUCCAUUUAAUAGAUCCCCUCUACAAAAUCUUGAAAUAAAUCAACCUUCAUUAAAUUGCGACUUCAUCCAACUUCGAUAAUCGCAAGUACAUUUGCCAACAAUACUUUCAGGCGCGUCUUCAGCCAAAGCCUGAUUCCUCUUAGAACGCAUUACAGCGCAUCAGAAAUUACAGUCAGCUAGCCUCUCUCCCAUCCAUCUCAUCUUCGAAAGCGCUUGAUCCAUCUAUACUCGGUCAACACUUUCUUGUUUUAUUUGAACCUAACGUUACGAGCCAUAUUCAGCCAAAGUCUCACUUUUAAACACAAACUUUACAAUGUCUUCUGAUAAACUCGGUCAAUCUCUUGACGAGAUUCUCGCAACUCAAAGAGCCUCAGGUGCAGGUCGAGGUGGUCGCGGUGGUCGUCGUGGUGGUCGUCCUUCAGGUGGUCGUAACGCAACCGCAGCUCCAGUUGGAGGUGUAUCGAAGAGCAAGAAGCCAGUUAAGGGUUCAGUAAAGCCUGCUCCAACCGGUCCUUCUGGUGGAAAUGCCCCAUCUCGUAUUGUGGUCAGCAACUUGGUAUGUUUGCCUUGUCUUUCCGUCUUCCUCGGGGAUCAACCUGCUAAUCAUUUUUAUCUCAGCCAUAUGAUGUGACUGAACAACAGAUUAAGGUAUGUUGCCGAUGAGGUCUUUACGGCCUUCAGGAACUUUUAUCGAUCUUUUUACACGCCUCUUCUUGAUUCGUCGGAGUGGUCGAGGCCUUUGUUUAUAUGAGGGAUCUUCCCUAAUUCCCAUCAAAAAGUAUUUCUUCAUACCUUUGCUCGCAGAUUGCUUGAUGCAUUGGUAGGAUUGAAGUUAGGCUCGUCAGAUUGCAUAAGACCAAUGAUUCUUUAGGUUGCCUGGCAAGCUCCUGAUUUCGAACUUGGCGCAGACGAAUGAUGGUGUAUUUUAUGACUGGCAUGCCAUUGCAUGGCAACAAUAAAACGGAGACUUGUCGGAGAAAAGCAUGAUUAAAGAUCAGCGAGCGCAGUGGUUGAGCAAGCACAGUACAGCACAGCACAGCACAACUAUCUUCUUUUUUUUUUCCGGACUUGAAUACCGAAAAUUUGUGCUCUAUCCAUUGCGAGACAUGCACCUCUCUUAUGUACACAAGUUACGGGUUUCACGAAGUUACUGGGUUUACCAUCCUCUGACGAGUUACAUCACAACACCUUCGGCACAUGGAGAGGCAUUGAUUGACACCACAGUCGACAUUGCUGAUUGACGAUGGUUGAUUAUUCAUCAAUCGGCCCUUUGAAUUGUUCGAUUUUCUGGUUCGCAUACUGACAACACUAACGCUGACCGCUCGCUCGCUGUUUCUUAUGAGGGUGUCGGAACGAUGAUGCUUUUGAAAACUGCGAAUAUCUUUCUUUCUUGUGGACUGUCGACUUCGAAGAGAUUUGUGCUGCGCAUCAUUUUCAAUUACUAAUACCAUGUGUUAUCAACGAUUAGGAAUACUUUCACGAGGCAAAACUACACACCAAAUCCGUUCAAUUAGUAUACGGUCCAAAUGGAGCUAGCCGUGGUGAGGCCAACAUCACUUUCCAUCGUCCAGGUGAUGCUGCUGCAGCUGUAUCAAAACUUAAUGGUGUUAAGGUUGACAAUAGAUCAUUGAGGGUAUGGUCCAUUGUUCACCAGUAUUAUACGGAAAUUUGCUCACUACGAAUAGGUCCAACUGCUUGUUGAUGCCCAGGCUGCUGCUGCUUUUGAGGAGAAGGCUGCCAAGAGACUUAUGGACCGCAUUUCGAGCACACCAAAACCACAACCAAAGUCCGCAGUUCCCAACAAGUCAAAUGGCAAGGACCAAGGAUCCAAGAGAGGUGGAAAGAGAGGUUCCCGUGGCUCUACCGCUCGCCCUGCCAAGAAGACUGCCGAAGAGCUCGAUUUGGAGAUGGCAGAUUAUUGGGAGAGUGGAAAUGCUGCAGGUGGAGAGACUGGUGGUGACAACCAAGCUGCGAAUGCUGCAGCUCAACCAGCCGCUAACGGAGAUGCAAACAUGGAUGACGAAAUCUUGGUAUGUACAAACGUAACUCACAUGAUUUUACAAGGUUGCUAAUCUAUUCUUAGUAAAAUCUUUUCUCGUCAGCCCUGUAAGAAUAUUUACGGGGGAAGAAGCAACUAUAUUGAAAAUACUUCAGCAUCCUGCUCCAACUACCUACUUUACGCUUAUGUCCAUUGUAUUACUGCUACUUCCUCACGCUUCCUUUUUGCGAUUUACUAGCUGGGGUUUCUUUUCUACAGUGGGGAUGGUUAGGGCAUAGGAGUAGAGAAAUGACAAUGAGUUUCCGUAAAUAAUGGUUUAACGAUGAGAGCGAGGGUCGCUCCUUUUGAAAUUGUAUUCGAGCACUAGUAUCACAGAAAUGGAUAUUUCUUCCCUCAU
Molecule: messenger RNA, 2500 nt
Organism: Sclerotinia trifoliorum
Lineage: Eukaryota; Fungi; Ascomycota; Leotiomycetes; Helotiales; Sclerotiniaceae
Source: the annotation of a GenBank genome assembly